Messenger RNA from Scophthalmus maximus (turbot), 6957 nucleotides. It is a transcript of the gene pcnx2, whose product is annotated as pecanex 2. Lineage: Eukaryota; Metazoa; Chordata; Actinopteri; Pleuronectiformes; Scophthalmidae. Gene Ontology annotation, cellular component: membrane. The transcript is spliced from 40 exons. The record is from RefSeq and is a predicted model, not a curated record. Bases 296 to 6706 code for a protein of 2136 amino acids.
GAAGCCAGGGCGGACAGGGAGAAGGGGAGAGACGAACAGGACGGGAUGAGGACCGCGGCGCCAGCGACCGACGAAUCGACACGGGGAUGGGGAGAGGCAGACAGCGGCGAUGAGGCAUGAGAGAGGAGGCUCGGGAGACGUGCCGCAUCAUCCCAACAUGGAGGCGUAGCGACUGCAGCAUGCAUUAGAGGAGAGCAUCCCAUUGUAGCCGAGGAGCAGCAGCAGCAUCAUCAUCAUCCGUCCGUCAAGGCUGAGCGGAGAGGAGGAGGAGGAGGAGGAGGAGAGAGGAGGAGAGAUGGGCUCCCAGGUUGUGCAGACCCUGCGUCAGGGAGUAUGGGCAUCUCUGACCGGGGGCUGGUAUCACGAACCGGACCAGAACAAAUUCAACAACUCAUGCCACCUCUAUCUGUGGAUAUUCCUCCUGAUGCUGCCCCUGUCUCUGCAUCUGGCCCUGCCCCCUACCACCAUGGCCUUGAGCAUCUACUGCACCUCCAUCACAGUCGUCUUCGUCCUCAUCAAGCUGGCUAACUACCGACUGCACCUGAUGUUCGAUGAGGGCGAGGCGGUGGUCCGCAGCAGCCUCUCCGACCUAAGCAAGGCCCAGGAGAAGAAGAGUAAUGCCUCGGACUCCUGCUUGCCCGCCAACAUCAGGAAGAGCAGCACUGUCCCCGACAGUGUUGCCAUGACGAUGUUGGCACGUAAGCGUACCAGUCCGGUGAUCCAGGUGACAGUGAAACAGACAGAAACUGACCCGGGACUGAUUGGCGUGGACUGUUCAAAGUCAGAUGAGGUGAAGACCAUGGAAGGUGAUCCUUGUCCGGCUAAGAUUCAGAUGGAACAGGGUGAGUGUGCUGCAGAGGAGAAGUCUGAGGUGGGAAGACUGCAACCGAGUCCAGAGCCUUCUCCAGAUGACCUGUCCAGCCCCAAUCCCGACCAGGUUACCCCACUGCUGCAGGCACAGCAGAGGCCCCCAUCCCGGGCUGAAAGAGAAGAGAUGCGCCCUGGGUCUGCAAGUGGGAUAGGGAAAAUGGACGGAGAGUUAAUUGAAAAUGGAGCUGUGAAAGAAGGAACGGACAUUCAGAGCCCUUUGAGUGACAGAGAGCCGUCAGAACGGGAACGAACGGCGGAGAAAGUCUCGCAGCAGGACAGAAUAGAGGAGACAGACUGUGGGGACAAAGAGACUGCAGACAGGGAUACGGCUGAUGAAGGUCUGCCUCCGUCGAAGGGAAGUGAAGAAGAGAGCGAAGACAGCGAUGGGCAAAGAGAGCCUGCAGACGACAACAAUAACUCACUGGAGACUCCCAAGGACAGUCAGGAUGAUUGCAUCAAUGUCUCCGAAUCCCCUGCACAGGAUGAGCCACUGGAGGAGUACUGUUCUGAUGAGAUCGAAGUGGUUCUGGUGGACAACUCUGGCCCAGGGCCUGCGUCGGCUCACCUGGACGACAGUGACACGGUCAAGAUCAUCAUCACCAUGAGCUGUGACCCUCAGACUGCUGCUCAGCUGGAGGAGAGCGUCAAGCAGAGCAUUCUGGAGAAUGCACAGGCUCAGAAGGAUGCGGGCGAGUGUCACAUCAAGAUCCCUGUCAUCACCUUUGACUCCCCCGAGGAAGACAAGCAGGAGGGGGAGGAGGGAGAGGAAACGGCUGGCUCAGAGGAUGACCCCACCCCGAAACAGCAACAGACAAGCAGUCAAAGUGAAGAGUUUCACCUUUGUAAAGAGACAACCAGCUCUGAGUCGAGCACACUAGAGUGUCCAGAUCCAGAGCAGGAGCAUCUCAGUCUGCAGAUGACUACAGACAGCACACCGAGCGCACAACUGACAAAUGACAACAGCUCCUCGGGUAUUGAUGUCCACUCCCACCCCGACGACACAGACCCCCUGGAUGUUAAUGUAGAUUCACAAGGGUUCCUGCGGUUGCCGCCAGCUUUGGGUCGCUAUGGGCCUGGUGGAAGGACUCACAUCCGAGGGUUGAGCAUGGACAGUGGGAAAGAUGCCGUCCUGCUUUCGGACCGCUCACACAACACAACCACCAUGACCAGUUCCAAGUCAGAUCUGGAGGCAAAGGAGGGCCAGAUUCCCAAUGAAUCCAACUUCUUGGAGUUUGUUUCCCUGUUGGGGUCCCUCAGUACCAGAGGCUGUGGGGCCAGCACACAGGACGAGGAGGGGCUGGAACCCAAACAGGAAGAGAAUCUGAGUACGACUUCCAGACCAGAUGAUACACUAGCGGAGACCAACACGGAAAACAAACCAGAGAGGCCCAAACCGCCCAGCAGCCUGCCUACCGACACACUAAAGGCUAUACCACUCACACACAUCCCAAUAGUGUCUCCUGACAGUCCACAGACAGACAGAGAGAAGGAUCCGGACUACGACUCCCUGCCCUCGCAAACCUCCCAGUCAGAGAGCUCCAUGCUACAAGUAAUCUGCAGACCAGAGGCUACCAACAAAGAGGAUGCCUACACCUUCCACACUGUCCACAGAGACCGGCCUCGUAAGCUGUAUGCAGAGAGAGCCCUCAACCUGCCACUGGGAGCAGAGCUCAUCACUGGCAACAUGUGUGACCUGCUGUCAACUUCUUCCAACUCGGAGUGUCAGGACGGCGUGGUGGGAGGUCACGCUGACUGCCCGUUCCAGCGACGUAUCAUCCCUGCACACAGGCUUCGGCCACGAAGAACGCACCCUGAGAUCUUCCAGGAAGAGGACUCUCUGGAUGAGUCAUCAGAGACUUCCACUCAGGAGAAACCCACCAGGAAGAUUUAUUACAAACUUCAACUGUUUCCUGGGAAGUGGAUCAACAUUUUAUAUGACAGACUCACCCUGCUCGCUCUGUUGGACAGAAACCAGGAAGUUCUUGAGAAUCUAGUUGCAGUCUUCAUGGCCUUCCUGGUUUCCUUCCUUGGGUUUGUGCUUCUCAACCAUGGCUGCUUCAAAGACUUCUGGGUUUUCCAGUUUUGCCUGGUCAUCGCCAGCUGCCAGUAUUCCUUACUGAAGAGUGUACAACCAGACGCAGCUUCACCAUCACAUGGUCACAACCAGCUGGUGGCCUACGGUCGGGCGGCCUACUUCUGUAUCUUCUGCGCUCUGAUCUGGCUGCUGGAGCAGCUGCUGAGGCGGAAGGACCUGCCUGUAUCCACGCUGUACGGGGUCACCAUCGUCUGCCACGACGCACUGCACUUCUUACGAGACCUGUUAGUGGGUUUUACCUACUGCUUCCCAAUCACCUUCCUGGUAGGCCUCUUCCCUCAGAUCAACACCUUCACAAUCUACCUGCUGGAGCAGAUUGACAUGCAUUUAUUUGGAGGGACAGCUGCCACGAGUCUCAUCUCUGCAGUCUACAGCAUCCUGCGCAGUCUGAUCGCUUUGUCGCUACUGUACGGCUUCUGCUUCGGAGCUCUCAAGGAGCCGUGGGAUGAGCAGCACACUCCGGCCCUGUUCUCUGGCUUCUGUGGUCUUUUGGUGGUCUUCUCCUACCACCUCAGCCGACAGAGCAGUGACCCUUCCGUACUGCUAUCUCUGAUCAAGUCAAAGGUAAUGCCCGCUUUGGUGGAGAGUGAGGAAGAGGAGGAGGAAGCUACAGAGGCUAAAGACCCACUGCCUGAGAAGAUGCAGAACUCUAUGAAGGAGAUCCUGCUGUCCGAUGUGGUCGUGUGCUCUGUUGCCUACAUUCUAACCUUCGCCAUAACUGCGAGUACCGUGUUUCUGUCCCUCAAGCCCUUUGUCACCAUCGUGCUGUACGCUCUGGCGGGGACAGUGGGAUUUGUCACCCACUACCUUAUCCCCCAGCUGAGGAAGCAUCACCCUUGGUUGUGGAUCUCCCACCCGGUCCUCAAGACAAAGGAGUACCACCAGUUUGAACCCAGAGAGGACGCUGUGCUGAUGUGGUUCGAGCGGCUGUAUGUGGGGCUCCUGUGCUUCGAGAAGUACGUGGUGUACCCGGCCAUUGUGCUGAGCGCACUGACCAAUGACGGCUUCGCUCUCAGUCACCGCAAGAAGCUGGGGAUCCACUGUGACGUCCUCCUGACGACGGUCGCCGGACUGAAGCUGCUGCGUUCGUCCUUCUGCAACCCCAGCUUCCAGUUCCUCACUCUGCUCUUCACGCUCGUCUUCUUCCACUUCGAUUGUCCGCGAGCCUCCGAGAGCUUCCUGCUGGACUUCUUCAUCAUGUCUAUUGUUUUCCACAAGAUGCGCGAGCUCUUGCUGAAGCUCCACUUCAUCCUGGUUUACAUCGCUCCCUGGCAGAUCGCCUGGGGCAGUGCUUUCCACGCCUUCGCUCAGCCGUUUGCAGUGCCUCACUCAGCCAUGCUGCUGCUUCAGACGCUGCUCACCACAAUCUUCUACACCCCGCUGGCUCCCUUCCUGGGCAGCGCCAUAUUCAUUUCCUCCUACCCGCGGCCCAUCAAGUUCUGGGAGCGAAACUACAACACAAAACGUAUCGACAACUCCAACAGCAGACUGGUGUCCCAAGUGGACAAAGAGACCGGCUGUGAUGAUAACAACCUAAACUCCAUAUUCUAUGAGUAUCUGACACGCUCACUGCAGCAUUCACUUUGCGGUGACCUCAUGUUGGGCCGAUGGGGCAACUACAGCGCCGGGGACUGUUUCAUUCUAGCCUCUGACUACCUCAAUGCCCUAGUCCACCUGGUCGAGAUCGGCAAUGGCCUGGUCACUUUCCAGCUGAGGGGUCUGGAGUUCAGAGGUACAUACUGCCAGCAGCGAGAGGUGGAGGCCAUCACCGAGGGCGUGGAGGAGGACGAUGCGUGCUGCUGCUGCGAGCCGGGCCACUUGCCCCACAUGCUGUCAUGCAACGCCGCCUUCAACCUGCGCUGGCUCGCCUGGGAGGUGAUGGCCACCAAGUACCUGCUGGAGGGUUACAGCAUCAGUGAGAACAAUGCGGCCACGAUGCUGCAGGUGUACGACCUCCGAAAGCUGCUCAUCACCUACUACCUGAAGAGUAUUAUCUACUACCUGGUCCACUCCCCCAAACUGUCCACCUGGCUCAAGGAUGCCAACGUCCAGGAGGCGCUGCAGUCCUACACCAAGUGGCACCACAUUGAGCGCGACCCUCAGGUCUUUAGUGUGAAGAUCGAUGAAGACUACGUGCACUGCCUGCAGGGCGUGACGCGCGCCAGCUUCUGCAACGUCUACCUGGAGUGGAUCCAGUUCUGUGCUGGGAAGAUGGAGACGCCUGUGGAUAGCGAUGAAGACUCUCCUCUGGUAACUCUGUCUUACGCUCUCUCCGUCCUGGGGAGGAGGUCCCUCGGCACCGCAUCUCAUAACAUGUCAAACAGUCUGGAAUCCUUCCUGUACGGCUUCAACACCCUGUUCAAGGGCGACUUCCGCAUUGCUCCGAAGGACGAGUGGGUCUUCGCUGACCUGGACCUGCUCCAGAAGGUGGUGGCUCCCGCAGUCCGAAUGAGCCUCAAACUGCAUCAGGAUCACUUCACCUGCCUGGAGGAGACCGAGGAGGCGUCCAUCUUGUACGAAGCCAUCACGAACUACCGCAGCAGCCUGGUCAUCUGCCACGAGAGUGACCCCGCGUGGCGCAAGGCGGUGCUGUCCAGCCGCGACACGCUGCUCACGCUGAGGCACAUGAUCGAUGACGGCACGGACGAGUACAAGAUCAUCAUGCUGUACAAACGCCACCUCAGCUUCAAGGUCAUAAAGAUUAAUAAGGAGUGUGUGCGAGGUCUGUGGGCAGGCCAGCAGCAGGAGCUGGUGUUUUUGAGGAACAGAAACCCCGAGCGCGGCAGCAUCCAGAACUCGAAGCAGGCGCUGAGGAACAUGGUCAACUCCUCCUGCGACCAGCCACUGGGAUAUCCCAUGUAUGUGUCACCGCUGACAACAUCGUACGCAGGAACACAUCGGACGCUCCGCAGCAUUGGAGGAGGGGCUUUGAGCCUGGAUGCCAUUCGUUCCUGGCUGUGCUCUAAAUGGUUACGGGUACGUAAGGAAAACCUGACCAGCUGUAACAGUGGGGUGAACAUGGAGGAUGUGGACUGCGGUGCCGGUGGUUCGUCCUCGCUGAGCCACAACCGCCCGUCCUCCGUCACGUCCAACAGCCUGAGCCUCUACCAGCACAGAGCCAGGACAACACACAGCCACAGACACCACAACACAGCCAGGAGGGAGUACCGCAGUCGGUCGGUGCAGCCUCAGAGUCAGCGUCCCCCUGUCAGCAGCCAAUCAGGGCCCAUCCUUGACUCAGCCUCCACUCACGGGCUCGUCCAGCGUCUGUCCAACAGUCAGCUGUCUUUCAACACGUCCAUAGCCUCUAUAUUCUCACAGGUCCCUCGUCUCUCAGGAGCAGGUGGGAUCAACUCGCAGCUCCAGGCAGCACAGCAUCAGCAGCGCUCCAGCCAAGUCUCUUCGUCUUCGUCCACUCUCAGCCUGCUGUUUGGGAAGCGGAGUUUCUCCAGUGGCCUGGUCAUCUCUGGACUGUCGGCGGCCGAAGGGGGCAACACCACUGACACGCAGUCCUCGUCCAGCGUCAACAUCGCCAUGGGGCCCUCACACAGGUCCAGCAGCCGGGCCACGCAGUGGACGUCAGAGCCAUACGAGAGCAUAGAUGUGACAUAUUCCAACGCCGGCAUCGCGGCGAAAGACGGCACGCAGUCAGGUGACUGCAGCCAGGGAUUGGACAAGACCCAAGAGGACUCAGCCUCUGCCUCAACAGCUCCGGAGGCAACGGAGCAAAGGACUGUCUGAGAGAGAGAGAGAGAGAGAGAGAGAGAGAAUAUACACACACACACACACACACUACACUGCUUAUACAAAAGACAUAUACAGAGAGGACUGUAUGAAAAGUUACACGUACACACAAACAUGCAGAGGAUCGCACACAAGCCUGCCUCCUCUCCUGUCUCCAGCAUGUGGUCUCACCCUGUUGUCUGAAUGUAAACAAGUCUGAAAAUGGAUUCUCGGCUCCAGUUGAUGAAUUAAAGGCGUUUUUAAAUGAG